GCGGGGCCGAUUUAAGCUUGCGGGACCGCUGAGAGUGUGACGUCAGGGCGGGAGUGGGCGGUGGCUCCUCCUCCGCCCGGAACCCUGAAGCCGCGGGGCGGGGCGAGUGCGAUGAACAGCGGAGGGCGCCGACGUCAGGGCCACGGCGAGGGGAGCUCCUCCUACUGUUUCAGCCCGGAGCUCUUGUUUCCCUGCAGGCCGGGGGUGUCUGUGUCAGGCCUGGGUCCUCCCAUCUCAUGUACUGUGCGUGGGUGUGAAGCCCAUUCCGUGCUGCCUGCAGGGGGCACCACCUUGCCUCACCGGCUCAUCGAUAACCGUCUCGUCUCUCCACCUCACGCUCCGGCGCUGCCCAGCAUGGCCAUCUCAUCACGCCUCGCCCUGUGGGAGCAGAAGAUCCGGGAGGAGGACAAGAGCCCGCCGCCGUCCUCGCCCCCUCCCCUGUUCUCUGUCAUCCCAGGGGGCUUCAUUCGGCAGCUGGUCCGGGAGACUGAGAAAGAAUCCAAGCAAGCGAGACAGAGGAAAGAGGCAGCUCUUGCCUCCCCAGAACAAGAGACCCCAGAAGUUUCUGUCAGCCAACCCAACAGCAAGGCCAAUGGUGGCGAUACAUCUGGAAGCCAACAGACUUCUGGGGAGAGCCAGCGUACCUCUCUGCAGGGCACAAGCAUUCCGGGUAAGGAGAGCCAGCAGUCUGGUGGUGCCGACCCUGCACUGAUGACCAGCGUCAACUGUGAGAGGCCCCGGGAGCCAGGCCCCAGUGGGACGCCAGCCAGAAAAGCCCUGCCCUUCAAGAGGGGAGUGAGGAGGGGUGACGUGCUGCUAAUGGUGGCCAAGCUGGACCCCGAAGCUACCAAGCCGGAGCAGAGAAACCAAGCCCGUGAUACCCCCACUUGCAAGACCUUGCCUGCAGCCACAGACCCCGGAGGGGCAAAGAAAGGGGAGGCCCCAGGAACUUCUUCCGGCCCUCAGGCCAGUACUGAGGAUUUGGCCUCAAAGCCUGAGAAAACUCCGACCAGGGGUCAUGGGGACCCAGGCCAAGGGACAAAAGGCGAGAAGGGUCAAGGCACAGUGGGGAAAGGGAGUGGGGACCCCCAGACCAAGGGGCCAAAAGGAGGUGAGCCCAAGGGCAAAGAGGAACAGAGGACCGGGCCUCAAAGCCAAGGGGCAGGUGAUGGGGGGCAACUGGGGACAGUGGAAAAGGAAGGAGGGGAUCCCCCAAGCAAGAUGGGAAAGAGAAAUGAAUCCAAGGCUGUGGGAGCUGAAGGGAAGCGCGCUGGGGCCCACGUGCAAGGGAGAAAGUGGGGAGGGUCCCUGAGCAGAAGGAGCAAGUGGGACGGUCCCCAGAGCAAGACGGACAGAGAAAGUGAGCCCCUGAGUAUGGCUGAGAAGACAGGUAAGCCCCAGGCCAAGAUGGAGGAGAGGGGCACAGUGCAGGGGAAGGCAGGGCAGGCUGGGGAGGUUCCCCAGGUGCUGGAGGAAGCAGCUGGGCCUGGGAAGGCAAGGGAGGCUCCAAGGUCAGAAGAGGUGGGGCAGCCUCAGAGGAAGGCUGUGGGGACCGGUGGUGCUGGGAGCCAGGCCGAGAAGGGCUGCACCAUACCAAAGGAAGUAGCUACAGAGAGGGUGGAACCUGUGGCCGUCGAGCCAGAGGGCCGACCAGAGAGCAGUGCACAGAGAACCGAGGAGCCCUGCAUCAGAGCGGAGGAUGCCGCCAGGGGCCCGGAGCCACAGCAGGAGGGGCACGCAGAGGCUUCAGUGGAGACUUGGGCGGAAAGGCCCCCGGGACAGACGCAGACCCAGGAGGGGCCUGCCCAGCAGGACCAGGGCGGAGGCGGCCACAGUGGAGACUUGGACCAGGCUCAUGAGGACAGAUGGUAUGAGGCAGAGAAGGUCUGGCUGGUUCAGAAGGACGGAUUUACUCUUGCAACGGUGCUAAAGCCAGAUGAGGGAACAGCUGACCUGCCAGCAGGAAGGAUGAGACUUUGCAUUGAUGCCGACAAAACGGUCACUGAGGUUGAGGAGGAGUAUGUUCACAGGGCCAACCCCCCGGAGCUGGACCGGGCAGAUGACCUGGCCUCUCUCAUCAGCGUCAACGAAUCCAGCGUCCUGAACACGCUCUUGCAGCGUGCUGAGGCUCAGCUGCUGCAUACCUGCGCGGGUCGGGAUCUCAUAGUCCUUCAGCCCCAGGGACCCACGGCACCCUCUGCCGGGAAGGUACCCAGCGGCCGCCGGGAUGGCCUGCCUGCCCACAUCAGCUCCCUUGCCCAGCGGGCCUACUGGGCAAUGCUGAGCCAGCGCAGAGACCAGAGCAUCAUAGCACUGGGCAGGAGCGGUGCUGGGAAGACCACCUGCUGCGAGCAGGUCCUGGAGCACCUGGUGGGAAUGGCAGGCAGUGUGGAUGGCAUGGUGUCAGUGGAGAAGAUCUGGGCCACCUUCACCAUCCUCCGGGCCUUUGGCUCCGUGUGCAUGGGCCACAGCUGCAGGGCCACCCGUCUGACCAUGGUGAUGUCGCUGGACUUCAACGCCACUGGCCGAGUGACGGCUGCACAGCUCCAGACUAUGCUCCUGGAGAAGAGCAGAGUGGUGCGGCCGCUCAAAGGGGAAGGCACCUUUCCCAUCUUCUCCCAGAUGCUGGCUGGUUUAGACCUGGAUCUCAGGACAGAGCUGUACCUGUACCAGAUGGCGGACAGCAGCUCCUUCGGCAUGGGUGUGUGGUCCAAGCCCGAAGACAAGCAGAAGGAUGCAGCAGCCUUUGCCCAGCUCCAGGGUGCCAUGGAGACACUGGGCAUCACAGAGGGUGAGCAGCGGGCCAUUUGGCGGGUGCUGGCGGCCAUAUACCACCUCGGUGCUGCGGGUGCCUGCAAAGUGGGCCGGAAGCAGUUCAUGCGGUUUGAGUGGGCAAACCGAGCAGCUGAGGUCCUGGGCUGUGAGUAUGAGGAGCUGAAUACAGCUACUUUCAAGCACCACCUACGACAGAUCAUCGAGCAAGUGACAUCCGGGCCAAGCCGACGGGGCCUCAAGGAUGAGGAGCCCAGCCCAGGUUUCAAGAUGACAGGCACGGACUGCGUGGAGGGCAUGGCCUCAGGCCUGUACCAGGAGCUCUUUGCAGCUGUGGUCUCACUCAUCAAUAGAUCCUUCUCCUCCCAGCAUCUCUCCACGGCCUCCAUCCUGGUUGUAGACUCUCCAGGCUUUCAGAACCCCCGGCACCAGGGCAAGGACCGGGCGGCCACCUUCGAGGAGCUGUGCCGUAAUUACGUCCAUGAGCGCCUCCAGCUGCUUUUCUAUCAGCGCACGUUCGUCUCUGUGCUGGAUCGAUACCAAGAGGAAGGUAUUCCUGUGCACUGGGACCUCCCAGAGUCCUCCCCGGGGACUACAGUGGCUGUUGUGGAUCAGAAUCCCUCCCAGGUCCACUUACCCACUGGAGGAGAUACUGAGGACGCCAGGGGCCUUUUCUGGGUCUUGGAUGAGGAGGUCCGGGUGGAGGGCUCCCAUGACAGCACGGUGCUCGAGCGUCUGCGUGCAGCCUUUGAGAAGAACGGAGCUGGGGCCAAAGGGACCUCUGCCCUGCGGACCUGUGAGCAGCCCCUCCAGUGUGAGAUUUUCCACCAGCUUGGACAGGACCCCGUGCGCUAUGACCUCACGGGCUGGCUGCACAGAGCCAAGCCCAAUCUUUCAGCCCUGGGUGCCCCCCAGAUCCUGCAGCAGUCAAAGAGGGAGGAGCUGCGAAGUCUCUUCCAGGGCUGUGCCAGGCUGCUACCCGUGUGCCAGGCUGUGGCAGGUCUGGAGGGCACCUCCCAGCAGGCCCUGCACAGGAACCGUGUGGUGAGGAAGGCGUUCGCCAGCAGCCUUGCCUCGGCCAGGAGAAGAACUCCGUGCUCCCAGGUCAAGCUGCAGAUGGAUGCACUGAUCAGCUUGGUGAGACGGUCUCAAAUGCACUUUAUCCACUGUCUGGUGCCAACCCCAGCACUGGACGACAAGGGUGGGCAGUGGUCUUCACCACCACCAUUGCCUGGAGACCGGCCUGAGGCGAGCAAGCCCCUGGCCCCAGACAUCCCAGCACUGAGGGUCCAGCUUGCGGGCUCUCACAUCCUGGAGGCACUGCGUCUGCAGAGGAUGGGCUACGCUGACCACAUGGGGCUCACUCAGUUCCGUCGGCGUUUCCAGGUGCUGGACCCUACGCUGAUGAAGAAACUCACGUCAGCCCCUGAGGGAGUCGAUGAGAGGAAGGCUGUGGAGCAUCUUCUUCAGACCCUGGACCUGGAAAAGAAGGCGGUGGCCGUGGGGCACAGCCAGGUCUUCCUCAAGGCAGCUGUGGUCUCCAGGCUGGAGAAGCAGCGAGAGAAGCUGGUGUCUCGGAACAUUGUUGUCUUCCAGGCAGUGUGCAGGGGCUUUCUGUCUCGCCAGGAAUUCAGGAAGCUGAAGAUUCGCCGGCUGGCUGCACAGUGCAUCCAGAAGAAUGUAGCUGUGUUCCUGGUGGUCAAGGACUGGCCGUGGUGGCAGCUCCUUGGUUCCCUCCGGCCCCUGCUGAGUGCCACCAUCGGGAAUGAGCAGCUCCGAGCCAAGGAGGAGGAGCUCACAGUGCUGAGGCAGAAGCUGGAAAAAUCUGAAAAGUCAAGGAAUGAACUCCGGCAGAGUGCAGAUCUGCUAGAGAGCAAGGUUGCUGACCUGACCACAGAGCUGGCUGAUGAGCGCUUCAAAGGUGAUGCGGCCUGCCAGGUGCUGGAGGAUGAGCGUGCGGAGCGGCGGCAGGCCUCCCGGGAGGUCCGGGAGCUCAGAGACAAGUAUGAGCAAGUCCAGAAGAAUUUGGGAGAAGUGGAGAGACAGUUGGUAGAAGCCCAGCAGAAAAUCCAGCUGAACGAUUUGGAAAGGAAGCACACUGGGGGAGCAGAUGAGUGGCAGAUGCGUCUCGACUGUGCUCAGAUGGAGAAUGAGUUCCUCCGCAAGCGUCUACAGCAGUGUGAGGAGAGGCUGGACUUGGAGCUGAAGUCCCGGCAGGAGCUGGAGCAGAAGCUCGGAGAGUUGCAGAGCGCCUAUGAGGAGGCCAAGAAGACAGCACACCAGCUAAAACGGAAGUGCCACCGUCUCACCUGGGACCUGGAGGACACGCGUGUCCUGCUUGAGAGCCAACAGAGCCGGAACCACGAGCUGGAGAAGAAGCAGAGGAAGUUUGACCUGCAGCUGGCCCAGGCCCUGGGGGAGUCCGUGUUUGAGAGGAGCCUCAGGGAGAAAGCGAGCCAGGAGAGCAGCAGUGUGCGGUGGGAGCUGGGCCGGCUGCAGGAGCAGCUGGAGCAAAAGGAUCAAGAGACCUUGAGGCUGAAACAGGAGGUGGAAACGCUGCAGGAGCAUAAACGGGAGCUGCUGGCAUCUCCCUCUCUAGGGGAAAGUGGUGUGGCUGGCCUGAAGGAGAGGCUGUGGAAGCUGGAAUCCAGUGCCCGAGAGCACGAGAAGGUCCAGAACCAGCAGGAAAAUACCAUCAAGCAGCUGGAGCAGCUUCGACAGCGGUUUGAACUGGAGAUCGAACGGAUGAAACAGAUGCACCAGAAGGACCGUGAGGACCAAGAGGAGGAGCUGGAAGAUGUCCGGCAGUCCUGCCAGAAGCGGCUCCGGCAGCUGGAAAUGCAGCUGGAGCAGGAGUAUGAGGCCAGGCAGAUGGUGCUGCAUGAGAAGCGAGACUUGGAAGGGUUGAUCGGAACCCUGUGCGACCAGAUUGGCCAUCGGGACUUUGACGUGGAGAAGCGACUGCGAAGGGACCUCCGGAGGACGCACGCACUGCUCUCAGAUGUCCAGCUCCUUCUGGCCACCAUGGAGGAUGGCAAGACGUCAGUCAGCAAAGAGGAGCUGGAGAAGGUGCAUGGCCAGCUGGAGCAGAGCAAGGCCAAGUGUGAAGAUGCCCUGAAGACCCAGAAAGCCCUGACCCUGGACCUGGAGAGCAUGCACAGUGAGCUGGAGAACAUGACCCGGAGCAAGAGCCUGGUGGAUGAGCAGCUGUACCGACUGCAGUUUGAGCGGGCAGACCUCUUGAAGCGCAUCGAUGAGGACCAGGAUGACCUGGAUGACCUCAUGCAGAAGCACAAGGACCUCAUCGCCCAGUCCGCAGCUGACAUUGGGCAGAUCCAAGAACUGCAGCUGCGGCUGGAGGAAGCAAAGAAGGAAAAGCACAAGCUUCAAGAACAGCUGCAGGUGGCUCAGAUGCGCAUCGAGUACCUGGAGCAGUCUACUGUGGACCGGGCUAUCGUGAGCAGGCAGGAGGCGGUCAUCUGUGACCUGGAGAACAAGACGGAGUUCCAGAAAGUGCAGAUGAAGAGGCUGGAGGUCCUGGUGAUCCGGCUUCGGGACAGCCUGAUUAAGGUGGGCGAGGAGCUGUCCCAGGCAGCGGCAUCUGAGGCCCAGCAGCGAGAGAGCAGCCAGUAUUACCAGCAGCGCCUGGAGGAGCUGAAGGCAGACAUGGAGGAGCUGAUGCAGCGCGAGGCAGAGGCCAGCCGGCGGUGCGUGGAGCUGGAGAAGUAUGUAGAAGAGCUCGGUGUGGUGAGGCAGACGCUGCAGACAGACCUGGAGACAUCCAUCCGGCGCAUUGCUGACCUGCAGGCUGCCUUGGAGGAGGUGGUGUCCAGCGACAGUGAUCCAGAGAGUGUCCAGACAUCGGUGGAUUGUGGCAGCGGAGGCAGGAAAGAGACGGAUGAUGUCUCCGUCCUCGGCUCCCGGCCCGAGGGCAGUCUGCAGUCUUGGUUGAGCUGUACUUUGUCGGUGGCUACAGACACCGUGCGGACGCCCUCUCGACAGUCAGCUGCCGGCAGCUGCAUCCGCAGCUCCAGGAUGACUGCAGAGGCCGGAGAUGCUGAGAGCCGAGCUCGGGAUGCUCCGGGCAAGACUUCAAGAGACUACUCUGUUUCUCCGCGCUCUGCCCACCAGCAAAAAUCCUGUCAUUUGGGGGGCGGUGAAGGGUUCGGUGUCCAUAGAAAGCCCAUGGAGAGAUCGGGAGCUCUGUCCACUCCUGUGGCCUCUAGGAGUCCAGACGCAUCCCCGCUGCCCAGGGAGAAGCUGCCCAGCCCAUCAGCGGCGCUCUCGGAGUUCGUGGAAGGACUGCGGAGGAAGAGGGCCCAGAGAGGCCAGGGCUGUACACUGAGUCUGGAGGACUGGCCCACGCUCCCCAUUUACCAGACCACCGGCGCGUCCAUGCUCAGGAGGAGUAGGGCUGGCAGUGAUGAGGGAGACCUCGCCCUGAGGCUACAGGCAAAGUCCCCCCUGGGGGUGGAGGAGGCCCCUGGCACAUCUGCUGGUCUCUUGCGGUCCACCAGCCUCAAGUGCAUCUCCUCGGGGGAUGUUGAGGGCAGGAGCCCGGCCCCAGAGAGGCUGAAGACCCGCUUCAGUUCCUGUGAGUCCCUCUUAGAAUCAGAGCCCAGCGUGAGGACAAAAACAAGCUCCCCGACCACCCCCAGGGACACGCUCUUGUCACCCACGCUGCGUCCUCGGAGGCGCUGUCUGGAGUCUUCAGUGGACGAUGUGGGGUGCCCAGACCUUGGCAAGGAGCCACUUGUCUUCCAGAACCGCCAGUUUGCCCACCUGAUGGAGGAGCCUCUAGGCAGUGACCCGUGCAGCUGGACGCUUCCAAGCCUCAGCUAUGGACGCAAGGCCAGAGUGGACUUCGAUGACUUCCUCCCUGCCAUCCGGAAGCCUGAGACGCUCCCAUCCUUGGCAGGGGCAGCCAAAGAUGGGCAGGAGGGUUCAAAACAUUUAGGUGCCCACUUUGAGAUGGAAGAGGCUGACCGGUCCUUUCUCUCAGGGAUCAAGACCAUUUUGAAAAAGAGCAAAGAGUCCAAGGAGGACCCCGCCCUCCUCUCUGACUCGUCCUCAUCUUCCAGCUCUGUCGUGUCCUUCAAAAGUGCACACAGCAUCAAGAGCCAGCCGAGAGCCGGGCGCCUGGAAGGUGACAGUGGUGAGCGAAUGUCCCCUGACAGCAGAGAGCUGGGCACAGGAAGGACAGAGGAAGACGUGGAGAGCAUCAUGAAGAAAUACCUCCCCAAGUAGGGAGGAGCGCAGGCUCCUGAAAUGCGGCUGCCCUUGGAGACUUCCACACUCCACAGCUGUUUGCAGAGCGACUGGCUGAGCCUCCCCAGGGCCCUCGGUGCGGAGCAUCACAGCCACCCACAAGAGGCCAGAUGGACCAGGAGAGCCAUAUCCUGCCGGGGGUACGGGGCUCCCUGUGUGCUUGGUCUGUGCAAAAUAAAGUUGGUUUC
Fukomys damarensis (Damara mole-rat) is the source of this 8228-nucleotide messenger RNA. It is a transcript of the gene Myo18b, whose product is annotated as myosin XVIIIB. Gene Ontology annotation, molecular function: ATP binding; cytoskeletal motor activity; protein binding. The transcript has 44 exons. Gene Ontology annotation, cellular component: myosin complex. Lineage: Eukaryota; Metazoa; Chordata; Mammalia; Rodentia; Bathyergidae. The coding region runs from base 112 to 8019 and encodes 2635 amino acids. The record is from RefSeq and is a predicted model, not a curated record.